AAAAAAAAGCAAAUAAUAAGAAACUCAUUUGAAUAGUGAAAACCCUGAACCCUCAACACAUUACACAUUUCAUUUCCUUCUGAAACCCCAUAGCCACAAACUCAACCAUGCUUCGCAUAGCUUCAAAGUUAACAUCUAGGGUUUCUUCCUCUGCAUUCCCCACCAGGCUCUCUCCUCUUCCCGCUUCAUCCUUCCGAUCAUUCACCAAUGGCUUGGAAUUGGAAGCAGACAUGGUCGUCCCCGACGCCAUUAGGAUGAUCAACUACGCGCUGCGACAAUGGAGGACCGAAAGAUCACUUGGGGCGUUCCGGCUUGGCUGUUCUGUGUUGAAGCACUGUCUUUCGAUGGAGUUUACUGAGGGAAAGGAUCCAAAGCGCGAGAAUUCGAAGGGAAUGGCAUUGCUUACUUUGUCCACGUUGUUGUAUGAAAGAGGAGAGUACAGUGAAGCAAUAGAGAAGCUCGAGGGUGUUCAAGAAUUAACCAAUUCUUACUUGGGUGUUAGAGUUGCUGCUCUUGAAACUCAGGCUGGGCUUCAUCUAGAGUUGAGGCAGGAUGAUUUGGCAGCAGUGGCAGCUGAUAAGUGCAUGAAGGUUGUAGAGAAUCAAGAGCAAGCAAGAGAUUAUGAGGCGCAAUUUGUUCGUGCUAAAGCACUAAAAGGGCUGAUUGAACUUGUGAAUGGCAAUUUUGACUCAGCUGAAGAUUUCUUCGACAAGUCUCUCCGCGAGAAGUUUAGCGAUGGUACCGCUGGUCUAUCAUAUGCGGAAUUCCUACACAAAAAACAAGACUAUCCAUUGGCAAAAGAGGUUUACCGAAAUGUCGUACAAGGUGCUAUUGAAGUAAAGAAUGCUGGAAGACCAUACUUAGGAGCUGGUAACUUUAGUGUGGAUGAAUUAAUUGUAGGGUCCAUGUGUGCUUUAGGACAGCUUGAAUUACUUAUGGGUAACUCCGGUAACGCAGAGCAUUAUUUGACACAGGCAUUAUCUAGGGCAGAAGAAGCCUAUGGAGACUCUAAACAUCCUACGGUGGGGGUUGCCUUAACAAGCAUAGCUCUUAUGUAUAGGCGUAAAGCAAUUCAGGAUCGUUCAAGUACACUGUUGAUUCAAGAGGGUAUCUACCGAAAAGUGAUAGAUAUUUUGAAGGUUCCAUCGGUGGAAUCCGAGUCUGAAGAUGCUGCACCAUUGGUAGAUAGAAGUGAUAUAGCUGCUCUUGCAAGAGGUGCAUAUGCAGAAGUACUGAGUGUCCAAGAAAAUAGAAAGGAUGAAGGGGAGAAGAUGAAGAACUUGGCUGAGUCUAUAUGGCAACACCGCAGGAUGUCUCUGGCUGAUGCUCUCGAUUCAGAGACCAGUAUCAUAGAUUCUAGAAUUAGCAGGAUUUUGUAAAUUGGUCCAUUUUCUGGUUACCCUUUUGCUGCUACAGGUUCUAGUUGGACUAUGAUACAUGACCAAUCAUGGAUUAAUGUUGAGUAGAGUUAGUCUAUAAUAUUGCGUGGAAUAGAAAUGUCGCUCCGACAUACUAUGAUAUCCAGGGUCGGACGAUGAAUGCUUAGGUCUAAACCGAGUUUUAAGAUGAGGUAUUUUGAAUAUGAUGAAAAUAAUUCACGUGGAUUAUUGGUAGUUUUAUGUAGUUCAUAUAUAUUUUUUUAUUUAUUCUUAA
Cajanus cajan (pigeon pea) is the source of this 1653-nucleotide messenger RNA. RefSeq lists its product as uncharacterized. Lineage: Eukaryota; Viridiplantae; Streptophyta; Magnoliopsida; Fabales; Fabaceae. Gene Ontology annotation, molecular function: protein binding. Gene Ontology annotation, cellular component: mitochondrion. The record is from RefSeq and is a predicted model, not a curated record.